This is a messenger RNA of Acaulospora colombiana, 1049 nucleotides long. The record is from the annotation of a GenBank genome assembly. NCBI's taxonomy places the organism in Eukaryota, Fungi, Glomeromycota, Glomeromycetes, Diversisporales, Acaulosporaceae.
GUCCACAAUUUGCCAAGAGGUCACCACCUGAAAGGAGUCUUCCUGCAGUUGGGAACUUCGUCACUUCUACUACUACUGAUAUCUCCCAGACACAACAACGGCCCAAUAGGCAUGAAAAUAGAAGCUCUCAAUUAAAUCAUGCUGCAUUCGAGACAGGAUCCAGAAGAUUUAUGCCGCCUUCUCGAAUAAAUUCUGAUUCCGUGACAUAUAAACCGCAUACAUCCACUUCGAGUGAAACUAUACGGAAUGUUCCUCAGUUUACCCCGCAAAAACGAGUUCCAAUGGGUCCACCUCCUUUGCCCAAAAAAGUGGAAUGGCACUCUGCUUCAGCUUUGGAUCCUGAAUCCUACAAAUCUCUAGUAUCAUCUUCAAAUGCAAUUGUACAUACACUAGGGACCCUUUUGGAAACCGAAGGAUACAAGCGUUCUGUUCAAAGAAGCGACCCCUUUGGUGUCACAGCCGCUAGUGUGAAAGCGCUCCGUGACAACUUACAAGGGGAAAACCCCUUGAAUAAAGCAUCAAAAGGAAGCUAUUUGAAUGUAAAUAGAGACACUGCGGAUCAAUCAGCCUCCAAAUCUCCAAGGACGUUCGUAUAUAUCUCCGCAGAAGAUGUCUUUCGCCCUGCUAUCCCGUCUGGAUACAUUAGCUCAAAGCGAGAGGCAGAAAAGGCGUUGAUGGAGCUGUGCUCCCAGGCCACCCCUCCAGUACGAAGUAUAUCAAUUAGACCUACUCCAAUAGCCACUGCGCUCGAAGUGAUGGGAGGUAUUCAUUCUACCCUAGGAGUAUUAUCACCUAUUUCUAUUCUAUCUAAUAUUACAAAGCCGCAUAAGUCGAACGGACAGGAGAACGAACAACUCGAUGGCCAUAUACAAUCAAUUGAAAGAGCGGCUACGAUACCCCCUAUACAUGUGGACCACGUCGGAGAGGCAGUUUGUGAGGCCAUAGCUAGAGAAGAGGUUAGUGGUCCUGUCGGUGUCCGAGAGAUGCGCAAGCUCUUGGGAUGGGCUGAUGGUGCGGAGACUGGAGACAGUUCGUUUGCAAACUCAUAG